Messenger RNA from Cryptomeria japonica (Japanese cedar), 891 nucleotides. Its product is annotated as MYB-like transcription factor EOBI. Gene Ontology annotation, molecular function: DNA-binding transcription factor activity; sequence-specific DNA binding. Lineage: Eukaryota; Viridiplantae; Streptophyta; Pinopsida; Cupressales; Cupressaceae. The record is from RefSeq and is a predicted model, not a curated record. The transcript has 3 exons. Bases 82 to 846 code for a protein of 254 amino acids. Gene Ontology annotation, biological process: regulation of DNA-templated transcription. Gene Ontology annotation, cellular component: nucleus.
AUACAUGUAUUCUUCUUCGCCAAAUCUAGAGAAUUCAGGAGUGUGCAUAGAGAGGGGAUAGAAUUCUAUCUACCCAUUUUGAUGGCGAAUGAGAAGGAUGAGAAACUAAGGAAAGGCCCCUGGACUUUGGAGGAAGACAUUCACCUUGCUUCUUUCAUUACUAUUCAUGGGAGUGGGCGCUGGGAUUUUGUAGCAAAAACAACAGGGCUUAAGCGAAGUGGGAGGAGCUGCAGGCUAAGAUGGGUUAACUAUCUGUCCCCAGAUCUUAAACGGACAGAGAUAACCCCAGAGGAAGAACGUCUGAUUGUUGAUCUGCAUGCACGUUGGGGAAAUAGGUGGGCUCGAAUUGCUCAGAGAUUACCAGGAAGAACAGACAACGAAGUAAAAAACUACUGGCGAAGUGUCAUAAACAAAAAAUCUCAUAUUCAACAAGUUGCGAGCAGUAAUCAUGGAAACAAUUUGAAUUGUCAGCCAUUAAUUCGUUCUUCCUCGCUUCUCACUUCAUAUAGCAAACCAAAUUGUUUGGAAAGCAACAAUGAAGAUUCUUCCCCUUGCUUUUCAAAGCGAUUCAGUGAAGAUGGCCAAGCAAUUUCAAAUCUAUUUAGUAGAAGAUCGGAUGAAGAGAAUGGCGAUAGAAGACCUGCAAAUUUGAAGCAGAAAGGUGUGGAUGCCAAUUCAUACAACUUACCUCACAGUUUUUCAGUGGAAUCUCUAAAUGCCAUGACACUCUGUGAGCUGCAGGGAGAUGGGAAUGUGGGCCUUUCCUCUUAUGACUCAUCUUCUCCCUGUAGCUUCUCAAAUCCCAAGCUUUUCUCAGAUGAGCUAUGGAACAUGGAUGAUCAAUAAGCAUUGUUAUUCUACUAUGGAGCACAUGGCGAUCAUAUUUGCAAC